AUACAAACACGAUAUAGGCGAAAAAUUACGAGAAAGUUGGAGGGUAAACUGGAAUAAAGAGGCGUAAAAAAAUAGUGAAAUUAAGGUGAGGAAGAUCGGCGGCACAGCACAUUGGCCGAAAAGCUGACGAGUACACCGGACCUAUCCACGGCCAAGUAGGUCAGGCGGCGUGCGCGAGAGUGCGAGACCGAAUAAAAGACAAGAAAAAAGUGAUUGGGGGGAGGGGAAGGAUAAGAGGAGGAAAGGAAAGAAUGGUGAGACGGGGGCAUUAAUGUUUCCACGAUGCCCGACGUUUUUACUCGGCAUAGGCUUGCAAUCCAAAAUGGCGGCGAUCGGCUGGUACCGUGGCACGUUUUGCAACGAUAAAGAGUGGUCAAGCCACGAGCAUUCUUGAGGAGAUCCUUCAACGUGUCCUUGACCAUUAGCCUGACCUUGAUCAGGACGAGUAGCCUAAGCGACAAGCCAAAGGAAUCAGGAUGGUAGGGCACACGGAGUGGAAGGUCCUGGUGACCUUGUCGAUUCAAAUUCUAUUAUUAGGUGUCUCGGCUAUCCAAAACGAUCCAACGUCUUCUCGCUCCUCCCAGGAAGACAUGAUUCUUAGCGGGAGCGCGUACACGGGGCCGGAAAGAACAUCGAACGCGUUUCAACAUCGAGAUAAAUCGCCAAGCUUCGAAAGAACCGCCCCGGCAUUUCAACUGGAGAGCUCGAAAAGCAUAAAUAAUUACGACAAGGAGGAGGUGGGAUUCGGGGGGACGCGAAAUAGCAGGCACGAGGAGGAGGAGGAAUCCAUCGACGAGUUAACCUCCUCGAAACACGUGGAUCACAUCGAUGGGAACAACAUCGAGGUUAAGCCUGGUGAAUAUUACCAUAUAUCUCCAACGAGGAGCGAGGCCGUGUCGGGGGAAGGACGAGGGGCUCCGCAGGAAGCAAAACUCUUGUCGGAGCCCCAUCAACUGGCUGGAGUGUCGAACCAACAGGCACAGUAUUUGCAAGCGAUAGAUCAACAAAGACGGGCACGCCAAGAGAUCCCGAGGAUCUAUAGCGAGCACGCCCCACCGCCUAUUCUGCAAACCGCGUCCCCGGGUCGACAAGCAAAUCCUGACAUACAGGACAUAAUCACGGGUAUCGUCAAAUUGUUGAAUGGAAACGUGAACGUGGCUGCCAAUACGGUGAGGCCAUUGAGGCCGAUCCAAGCCACCAGGAUCAACAACAGGGGUCCACCGAGGAUAUCCGAUGUUCCACCUUUACCACCCGAUUUUGACACUCCCGGGAUGAAUCCACCCCCUCCACCGGAUCAUCCCUAUCCUUUCGAAAAACCACCGGCACCCGACAGGCCGUUGAUCAAUCAACUACCACCCGAAAGACCGAUCAGACCUUUCGUGAACGGGGUUCCAUUGCCGGAGCAAAUUGUCCCGCAAGGAAAUCGGCCAUGGACUUGGAAUCGGCCUGGUGGAAAUAGACGACCGAUCCCUCCGUACAAACCACUGCCACCGGCAACCGAUUCCAUCCUCAACAGGGAGAAGGAACAAAGCGAUAAGAACUCGAAUAAACACAAGAUCGAUUCGAAACCGGAAUCAUCGACGGAGGAAGCUACCACGAAGAAGGAAGAUACCGAUCGGAACGAAGCUACCACGCACGAUGGUAUAGAGAAUGCGACCAAAAGGUACGAGGAGAACAACGGCCAAAAGGUUAGAAAAACCGAUUCGAACACCGCGGAGAAACCGAUGAACGAGAACUCGACGAAGGGUCCCGAAUCCGAACAUCCUCCUAAAAAAGAAUACGCAUCCGUGAUGGAAUCUGAGAAGGGCAAGACGAAUUUCACGAAGCACGACGACUCUCCAAAAUCUGUAAUCCCGUUGGAAAUCGCUACGAUCAAACCUACGAAAACUUCGAAAAUCGGUAACUCGGAGGGAUCGAGCAGUUCGAGCAACGAGAAGCUUGACAAAUCGAACAUCUCGAAGACAUCGACGAAAUCUUAUUCCACGUUAAGUAUCGAGACCAGUUCGUCGAUCCAGAUAAUCGAAUCGACGACAACAACGAAAUCGACCGUAGUUCAAUCGAGUGUCGUCGGCCAAUCGACAACCACGAACGAUGAUGAUGUUACGUCGAGCACGAUUGGGCUGCAACCGAGCAAAUCGGCCGAGUUCGAGGGCACGGGUAUCGUGUCGAGCAUUCCAACCGAGAAUUUACCUUCGACUUUCACAAAGAUAUCGCCGAGCGUGGAGAAAAGUGCAGCUCGUAUCCCUGCGACCAACACGUUCUCCAAGAAUUCAGCCCCUACCGAUCGCUAUGCUUACCGACCCCGGCCUGGAAUCGUCCUUGACGAUACCUUGGAUUACACGGGGACUCAAGGGUUGGCUACUCAACGACCUUACGCGCCACCGAGGCAUCCACCUCUCGGUGAUAUUUUCGAUGUCACGGUCUCGGCUGUUCAAGGUCCGGGUGGUGGAAGUUCAGAAGGUGUCAGAGUGCCGGUGAACGGAGCGAAUUCGGAUGUGAUCCUGACUUCGGCCGUGGAGGGCCAAGGAUUCGUUAGCAUCGAUGGGAAAAGGACGUAUUUGAAUUUGUUCGAGAAUUCGGAUCGAACUUCUACGCAACCGCAGCCAACUAGAACGCAACCACCGGCCAUUGUUGGUACAGGGUUCGCGGUUGCACAGCCGGAUCCGCCAACGGCGACUCCGCGACCCAGUGGACCUAUUCGAAGGCCAACGUUUCACAGAAGGCCGACUCAACCUCCUGUCAGAAUCGACACGUGCAUCGUGGGCGACACGAGCACUUGCGACAUCAGCCAACACGAGGCUUGCGCCACCGUUCAAGGGGUGUCCGCGUGCCACUGCAAGCCAGGAUAUGCGAGAUUGCAGCAUUCGUUGCCGUGCAAAAAAAUUAUUAGCAUCGUGGUGUCGAUCAGAGUGGACAAAAUUUACGAUAAAAAGGUCGUCUGGGAUCGAGGAUUCACCGAUCGAGAUUCCGAGCCCUAUCAAACGUUGGCCUACGAAGCAAAUCGAGCUAUCGAAUCUGCUAUGUCGAUGACACCAUUUUCAGACGAGUAUAUGGGUUCUUUUAUAAAUGGAGUGUAUCAAGGGGAUGUGAGCCAAGGCCAAGGAGGCGUAUUUGUGAACGCCACCUUGAAACUCAUUUACGAGCCAAGAACAAUUAGACCAAGCUUAGCAGGGGAGUUGCAGAGACAUCUGCUCGGUGUUAUUCACAGGCGAAGUAAUAAUAUAGGGAAUAGCGCCCUUUAUGUGGAUAGCCCCCCUGGAUCUAUUUCCAACUUGCAAGAUUUGGACGAGUGUGCCUCGUCCGAACUGAACGAUUGCCAUUCUUCGGCAGUUUGCACGAAUAAUUGGGGCGGGUUCACUUGCACUUGCAAUCCUGGUUUGAAAGAUCCUCACAAAGAUGAUCUCAAUGAAUCCGGCAGGACUUGCAUUUCGUGUCCUUCGACUUAUUGCAACAAUCGAGGAUCAUGCUCUUAUCAGGGCGAUCACAUGCAAUGCACGUGCACCGGCAAUUAUUACGGUGCUCAAUGCGAAGUCGAUGGGGAAGUUAUGGGGGUGGCGAUAGGAGCGUCCGUAGCUGCUUUAAUAAUUAUAGUUUUGACGCUGGUAUGUCUGGUAAUGUGGAGUCGAAGAUGGUCGCGUGAACAAAAAACGAUUGGUUCUCCUGUAUACGGAUACAUUCAGGGUGGUAUACCUGGUACGCUCCCAGGAACUUUGGCAAGGGUCGGUUCUGUAGGUACUCUCGCUUCCGUGAAACAAGGACCACCGACCAAUUUGCCACCCUACAUGUGGGCACAUUUCGGUGACCACAUGGCAACUGCUAACGUAUACGCUACGGAACCCAUGGGUCCAACGCGGCCAAGUUCCGCUGUAUUCGGGUAUCCGCCCAUCAAUAUUCACGGAACACUGCCGCCACCGGUGCCACUGCCAAGGCUUCAAGCACCGACAAGACCACGGCAGAGACAUCAACCAGAUCCUGACAGCUCGGAUUCUGAACCGCAGGACAAGGACAGGGCUGAUCUGAUCCCCCAAAAUAGCGGUUUUCAUGUUCCUAGACCAAAGUCUAGAUCAUCCCUGGCAAAUCAAAGCGGAAUAUACAAUGACGUGGAAUACGACCAAGGUGAUGUUCACCAUUUAUCGAAAAACAAUAUUCCGAUGUCUACUUACAGGCCGUACUAUCGAACGUGAGAACCGGGAGACACCUAGUUAUAUAUUUUUGAUAAACACGUACUGCGAAAGAGGGAUACAGAUUCGUCUAGAUAAAUCUGGAUGGAUAUGAUUCUAAUCGAAACUCUAGUUUAAUAUCGUUUGUUUGUUAAAUAGAUGUACGUCGUCGAGGAAUAAGGAGAGAAGAGGAACAGAGAAAUUAAAUUAAACGCACCUAUGUACGUUCAUACCAAUGUUCGCCAAUCGUUUUAAGUUCAAUAUUACUUAACUUCUUAAGUUACUUAAUUGUUAUUCAAUAAAUAUUUAUUGCCCUAGUAUUAUCCUCGAAAUAAUCUAAUACGUUAAGAAAGAAAAAAGAAAAAAAGAAUGUAUAUUCAGGCUGUUUUCUAAAAAUUUAUGAAACAAAGGGUGCAUAUAUGAGCGAUUAGUAUUAAAAUGAAUGCCCCUUCUUAAAAACUAUUAAUUAACUUAAUACUUAAUUGUUAGUUAUUUAUAUUAUAGGAUACAAUGAUAAUUAUCGAUUAAAAGAUGAUGCGAUUAGACGCGAAAAGAAUCUGAUAUUAAAUGGAUAUUCUAGUUAUUUCCAAUCGUCAUCCUCUUACAAUCAUCAUUAUCUAAAAUGCUUAUGACAAAUUGUCGACAUUGUCGCGUGUAAUAUAAUUUGUUAAAAAAUUUUUUAAAAAUUUAAUAUCAAUAACUUAAGAACAUUACGCGAAAAAAAUAUGUAUAAAUUAUAUGAUUUCCUUACGAAACAAAAGAAGGUAAGGAUCGAAGGGCAGUACAUAUACAUAAAAUACUCGAUAACGCGUGUAACGCGUUGCGGGGUUAGUGCGAUAAUUGAAUAUGUAACUUUUAUAAUUAUUCAUUAUAUAUUUUUGCAAAUUGAAUACAAUAUACAUUUGAGAAUUCA
Messenger RNA from Apis florea (little honeybee), 5073 nucleotides. RefSeq names its product calcium-binding EGF-like domain-containing protein pawn (gene pwn). Gene Ontology annotation, molecular function: calcium ion binding. Lineage: Eukaryota; Metazoa; Arthropoda; Insecta; Hymenoptera; Apidae. The record is from RefSeq and is a predicted model, not a curated record.